Molecule: messenger RNA, 1872 nt
Organism: Penicillium argentinense
Lineage: Eukaryota; Fungi; Ascomycota; Eurotiomycetes; Eurotiales; Aspergillaceae
Product: Retrovirus polyprotein
Exons: 2
Coding region: 1-1872 (623 amino acids)
Biological process (GO): DNA integration
Molecular function (GO): nucleic acid binding
Source: RefSeq, a predicted model, not a curated record
AUGGAUGAGGAGAAGGCUGUGCUCCUAAAGCAAGUAAAGUGUUACAGCUGCAAGGAAUCCGGUCAUCUUUCUCGUGACUACCCAAAGAAGAAGGAGCAGAUCAUGUUGCCGAGAGAGGUCCUCGAAAAUGGCGUAUACCCUGAGGAUAUGGAUUCUGACCCAAAGGAUUCAGAUGCCCUCAAUCAAUGUGAAUCCUCGGCAUCAGUAAUCAUUGCACCAAUCAGAGUAUCACCGAUUAUUGACCGAAUCCUUAAUGCAAACCGCACACAUCUAAGCCUACAUGAGCUCCGUGAGCUGGCCAAGCACGAGGAUGAUGGAAAGUGGAAGAUGGAAGGUGAUUUACUAUUGCGAGGAGGAAGAUUAGUGGUACCGGAUGAUGGUGAUCUUCGUGCGCGUCUGCUGGAUGAGAUCCAUCGUCAACCAUCUAUAGCACAUCCUGGACAGGAGAAAACGAAACGCAUGGUUUCUGCGCGGUACUAUUGGCAGAACCUCUCAGGUGAUGUGAAGCGAUAUGUCAACAAUUGUCAGAUCUGCAAGCGCACGAAAACAUGGCGAGAUAGAGCUCCAGGCCUCUUGCAACCACUCCCAAUCCCAGGUCGACCUUGGCAGCACAUUACAAUGGAUUUUCGCUCAUUUCCAAAGGAUCGACACGGGUUUGACAAUGUAUGCGUGUUUGUGGAUCUUCUGACGAAGCGACCGAUCUCAGUGCCAUGCCAUAAGGAGACCGACGCAAAAGCCACAGCACGAUUAUUCAUUGAUAAUGUGUAUCGAUGGGUAGGCCUACCAGAAUCGAUUGUGUCAGACCGGGGUGGCCAAUUCGUGUCAGAAUUCUGGAAAGAAUUCUGUAGAAACCUUGGUAUUGAGAGAAGACUAUCGACAGCGUAUCACCCCCAAACAGAUGGGCAGAUUGAAAUUGCGAAUCAGUACAUGGCGCAGAGAUUGAGACCCUUUGUGAAUCAUUGUCAGGAUAACUGGUCCGAAUACCUUCCGAUGGUCGACUUUGCUGCAGCCGCAUUGCCACAAGAAACAACAGGAGUCUCACCAUUCUUCGUUGAACGAGGGUACGAACCACACGUUUCCUUUGAUUGGGAAACACCUGCAGAGUGCGAUUGGCUGAGCCAGGUAUCGCCACGCUUACGUGAAUCCCUUGAUCCACAAGCACAGGAGGCGCGUGUUUACACUAGCCGUCUCCAAGAUAUAUGGGAAGAAACCCAACAGCGAGCAACUCGAGCACAAAGCCGCCAACAACAACAAGCGAACCAGCAUCGACGUGAAGAGGACUUUGGAGUGGGAGACCUAGUCUAUGUCACAACGAGGAACUGGCGAACAGAUCAACCAGGACGAAAGCUCGCAAAUCAAGCAAGUGGCCCCUACAGGAUUGUUGAAAAGAUUGGCCAUUCGUAUCGACUCGAUCUACCAGACUCUAUCCGGGUGCACCCAAUAUUUGCACCUGAAAAACUACUUAAAGCCACUCUGAUGGAGCCACUGCCAGGCCAAAUUGUCGACCCUACACCACCAGUGGAAGUGAACGGUGACACGGAAUGGGAAGCCGAAGAGAUUAUUGCUGUUCGGCUGCACUACCGAAAGUUCCAGUACAAAGCAAAAUGGAUCGGUAGCGAAGACGACAACUGGUAUCCCGCCAGCGACUUCAAGAACGCACCCGAGAAACUGAUAGAGUUCCACCGCCGAUAUCCUGAUCUCCCAGGGCCCCCAAAGCGCCUGAAUGGAAACUUUUCUGAUCCUUCUACGGUGAUAGCCGGGAAGAUCAGACUGGGGAUGAACGGGAACCUGAGAAGACCACGGACCCGCUAUUGUUAUCGGGGCCGGAUGUUCCAGAUCAGACUUGAAUUUCUGCCGCUCGAUCGUGUCUGA